Molecule: messenger RNA, 3783 nt
Organism: Trachymyrmex cornetzi
Lineage: Eukaryota; Metazoa; Arthropoda; Insecta; Hymenoptera; Formicidae
Product: leucine-rich repeat-containing protein 24
Exons: 1
Coding region: 1077-2984 (635 amino acids)
Molecular function (GO): protein binding
Source: RefSeq, a predicted model, not a curated record
CGUCGACAGACAUAGCGAGUAGAAGAAAGAGAGAAAAAGAGAAAGAAAGACAGAGACAGAGACAAGGAGUACACUAUAGGGGAGACACUCGCGAACCCUCGUACGUUGGCCCCCGCACAACGAGGAGGACAACGUUACGCUCGGCUAGCACGACGGGGCACAUCGUGAGAAUUCGGGUAUCAGGGGUGCUUCCGUAGUAGCGGCGGCGGCGGACGGUGAUGUGAGUGGUAGCGGUGGUGGCCUGGUGGUAGCGGUGGUGGUGUCGUCGCUGGUGGUAGUGGUGCGGUUACAGUCGAUACGGCGUGGCGGAGGCGUCGAGGUGCUUCUCGUCGGCGACGACGCGAGUGGUGCACGUUGGUGGACAUAGAUUUACGUAAGAACGACGACGAGGAGGAGGAUAACGAUGACGAGAGCUUGUCCGCCUUGUUCGUCUGUCUAGUAGUGACGUCGUAUGUGCUGGUCGCGUGUGCGCACGUGUGACGCCGCCAAUGGAUACUCGACGAAGUGGCUGAUCGAAAAUCCGAAGGGACGUCCUCGGUGGUUUGGGCUCGUCGAACGGAGCGCGCGCUGCUCGCGCAGAGCGAAGGCGAAGGAACGUAACGAGUACGUGAACAUCGUAAGGAUAAGGAGCGUUGGGGAAGGAUUUGCGAAUGGACGAAACGGGUCCGUUCAAUUUCGUUUCCCCUUGUAGUUCGCUACGGUGCGCAGUGAGGAUUCUGGAGCGGGCGUAUAAAUUUCGAGGUGUACGAAAGGAGCAGUGCAGCCAGUAAAAGGGGAAUCGUAAGGAAGAGAACGGUUAGGAGGAAGGAAGGUGCAGAGAGGAAGAAAGGAAGGAACGUACAAGUACGAGUACACGGAAAGGAGGAGGAUGGGCGUAAGAUCGCUCCCCAGAGGCUUCCCUGUGCGGGAGACGCUUCUCGGCCGUCGUUGAAACGACGUGCGCGAAUCCCGAGUGUCGUCGGGAAAGCAAGGUACAGAGAGAAAGAGAAAAAGAAGAGUUGCGAAUCGAGUCGUGGGACGACCAAAGUUCGCUACGACGACGACGACGACGACGACGACGACAAUAACGAUCCAUCAUGGGGGUUUCGGUGUUUCUGUUGUACGCGGUGACGGUACUCGGUGUGGCAGCCAGCGACAAUUGUGCCGACAAGUGCUCGUGCAAGUGGAAGAGCGGGAAGCGCACGGUGGAGUGCGUGAAUCGCGACCUGACCAGCAUACCGGAGUGGAUCGAUCCGGAGACCCAGGUGCUGGACAUGAGCGGCAACAACAUCUGUCACCUGCCAAACAACAUAUUUAUACACGUGCGACUAACGAAUCUGCAGCGUCUCUACUUGCGUGAGUGUCGUAUCGAUCGGAUCGAUAGCGAGGCAUUGGCCGGCUUGACGAAUCUCGUGGAGCUCGAUCUCAGCAACAAUAUGCUGGCCGCGGUGCCGAGUUUGAGCUUCACCGACACGCCAUUCCUGCGCGAUUUGGUGCUCGCGUACAAUCCGCUUAAGCGAAUUCGCUCGCACGCGUUUAAGAACACGCCGAAUCUAGUGAAGCUCGAUUUGUCGCACACGCAGCUCGUCGAGAUCGAGGCCAAAGGUUUCCGCGGACUGGAAAUGCUCGAGAGUCUCAAGCUGAGCAACAAUGAACUGUCCACCCUGCACCCGGGCACCUUCGAGCCGCUUAAUAAGCUCACUAGCAUCGAGCUGCACGAAAAUCCGUGGAUCUGCGAUUGUCAUCUACGUGAGAUGAAGAUGUGGCUGGUAAAGCACAAUCUACCGACCAUUGUGGCACCCGUAUGUCACGGGCCCCAGCAGUUGCUCGAUCGUGCCUUCACCGACCUCGGUAUCGACGACUUUGCCUGCCGGCCGAUUUUGCUGAUAGCCAGCCGUUAUGCCGAGGCCACCAUCGGCGAGAACGCUAGUAUCGUGUGUCGCGUGAGCGCGGUACCACCAGCAGACGUCAAGUGGUACUGGAACGGCCGGUUGUUGACCAAUCACUCGGCUUUCAGCAGCUACCAAAAGAUCCUCAUCUUCGAGGAGGGCCAAUUUAGGAAGCGGAGCACUCUCAUUCUCACUAACGCGCAGGAGGCGGACUCCAGCGAGUUCUACUGCGUCGCCGAGAACCCCGCUGGCUCCGUUGAGGCAAAUUUCACCCUGCACGUGUCUCUAAGGACGGCGGGCAUGUCGACUUUAGGCUCGGGCCAGAUCGCGGGGAUAUCCGCCGCGUUGGUGGUGCUCAUACUCUUCAUCCUACUCAUCAUUCUCGUGUUAUUCAUUCGCUUGCGGAAAAUGCCGCUAAAGGACGUAAAGUCGUCGGCGCCGAUGGAAGCGGCGUCCAGUGACGGUGUCGGUAAUGGUAGCGGCGGCGGCGGUGGUGACAACAAUCCACCGUCCGCAACCUCGACCACUCGCAGGAAACACGAGGAGAUCGAGACGACGUCGUUCGCCCUAGAGUCCAAGCCACCCGCGUCGCUGCAUCUGAGCUACGUGCAGAGACCGCACGCGGCCGUAAUGCAGGAGAACGAGUACAGCACAAUCAGCCGUUUCGACGACCAGAAUCAGCCCGUGGUGGCGGCGAUGCCGGGUGCCGGGUGUUUCUCGUCGACGACGUCCUUGAUGCCGAUCGAUAAUCCGGAUCUCAUCAGGGACACUCGGCGCGGCUCCACCGAGGACAUCACGCCUUACGGCGUCGCCGAUUACGGCCGCGUCGAAGCGCUAGACGACGCCGGUAAAAUGCUCUACACCAGCUGCCUGUGGGAGGCGAGGGACAGCUGCGGCAGGACGUCCGCCGUCUCGGCGAACGUGUACCCGUCGAAGGAGCAGCUCGCGGUGGUCGCGCCGGUCGUCGAGCAAUUUCCACCCGGCGCGAAGCAGAUGAGAGUCUGGCAAAAGGGCGUCCCGGUGCUGCCGCCGGUCUCGGCGCUGAAACGCGUCCUGGGAUCCACGCGCAGCUCGCCCGAUGAGGGUUAUCAGGAGGGCACCGGUACCGACGUCUAGGUACCGCUACUUCAUUACUGCGAUGCCCGGCACCGUUAUCUGGAGCUACGUAGACGGCACCAGGAGGACGACACCGACUGCUAAGGGAAGAAUGAAGGAGAAGAAAAAAAAAGAGUUGUCCUCACGAGUGCCGGGCGGGCGGUAGUGAACAGGAAUAAAAUGUGCCGGACGAAUCUCGCGUUUAAGUGUGAUCGCGUCAGUGUGACAAUGAUCAAAGCUAACGCAUCAUUAUUGUUGUGCACAGACUACUCUUCACAGCUGGAUGAAAGCGUUACGCUCGCAAUCGCGUUUACGUACAGUGAUGGAAGAUACGACAUUAUACAGUUUCAUAUUCAACUUGAUACCAUCCAAAUCAGCAAGAGCGAUAGCACCUUGCAAUCGGGGAAGGUACAAUUGAACCAUAGACAAGACGUGAACAACGCACAGCUCACCUCUAAAGACUGCCAUAACUAAAGUACGCGCAUCGAAUCGCUAGGCGUAUGCAAGGAGCUUUCGAGAGGUCGAUGAACGCGUGGAUCGUUACUGCAAGAGAUUGACAUCGUGGCCACCGAGAAUCGUUUGCGUCGUGCAUGAAGUUUCGCUCGAAUGACUUACGUGGUCGACUGUCUUAGUAAAUUAACACGAAUCAUGAGUUUAAGCGAAUAGCAAAAAUGACGAUUGGGCUCUUCCGAAUUUAAGAACCAUCAUCGAUGCCCAAUCGUAAACGAACUCUUGCAAACGAACGUUUGUAGUGGUGCGAUCUCUUUGAGGCGGUCGACGGCAAUUAGUGACACAGUUAGAGAUGUCCUUGUGCUCGGUG